CAUGGAACGGGCUGUAAACCCCAUCGAUCUGACCUCCCUGAAGAGCGGCCGCAACCUCACAUCUUGCAGGCUUUCUCGUUUGCCUAGAUAUAAACGGAUGAGCGGUUGCAGAUAGACGCCCUCCUCGGUUGAUGGAUUUAUCGCCUUUAUCCCUCAUUCGCCAUGGGACAGGCUGAUCUGGAUUACCUGAGAAUGCAAACAACUGGCGAACGCCCAGUUUAGUGUUUGAUAACCGAAAACACUCACGCGAUCACUAAGAAUACCCCGGCUUUAAAGGCAGUUGAUACAGAGUACCCCGGAAAUAAAAAGGAGCUGCCUACUGUUUUGGCCUGCGGCCCCUACUUUCAAUGUAUGGAGGAUGGCAGAUGGUCGCCCACCUAGGUGUUGCUCUAUGUGCAGUCUUGAUUCUGGGGCUGCCGCUAUACCAGCCUAGCAUAUCAAGCCUACUCCAGGACCGAACGAUGGGAUGGGCAUCAAUUCUGACGUAUUAUGUCGUCUAUCCAGUCGUGCUUUUCUCGAACAUAGCUAUUUCUAUUCUGAGCCUCGUGACAGCUCCGCUGAUCGAGCUCUCGUCCCAUAUGCUUUACAUCUCUCUUCUACCAUGGCACCUGUCUACGAAACUGGAGCCCCUAUUUAAGUUCUUCGGUGUUGCAGCAGUGAUCGGUAUUGCUACUGGCUGGGCUCUAUUCCUGUCUAGCUCUUACAUCUGCCUCCUGCUCAACCUAUCGCCGAGAACAGAAGCGGAAGCGGUUCCAAAACGGCUGCCAAAGCGUAAGCAAAGUUGGGAAGACGAGGCUCCCGUCAAGUCAGAAUGGGCCACGCAGUUCGUCAACGCAAGCGACAGCAAAGACGAUUCCAGCUGGAGAAGUAGCCAACCGGGCCCAUCAGGUCUCAGAUCUCGCCGUCUAAUGGACGCUAACGCAGCGUCAUUGUAGCUUAGCUCAAUCUUUGUCUUGGACCGAGACGAACGGUUGGGCGAAUAGCUAGAUCUCAUAGAUACGAUCCAAGUGGCGAGCACAGGUCGAAUAACACUACUGUACGCUGGCAGUACUUCUUCCAUUACUGUCUCUACACUCUACUCCGUACUGACAUCUCCCUGACCCCACGUAACUACGCAGUGCGACAGCUCGUCACCUAAGCAGAGACAAAAAGA
This is a messenger RNA of Trichophyton rubrum CBS 118892, 1153 nucleotides long. RefSeq lists its product as uncharacterized. NCBI's taxonomy places the organism in Eukaryota, Fungi, Ascomycota, Eurotiomycetes, Onygenales, Arthrodermataceae. The transcript has 2 exons. The record is from RefSeq and is a predicted model, not a curated record. Bases 348 to 935 code for a protein of 195 amino acids.